Messenger RNA from Penicillium robsamsonii, 432 nucleotides. Its product is annotated as Ribonuclease P Rpp40. Bases 1 to 432 code for a protein of 143 amino acids. NCBI's taxonomy places the organism in Eukaryota, Fungi, Ascomycota, Eurotiomycetes, Eurotiales, Aspergillaceae. Gene Ontology annotation, cellular component: ribonuclease MRP complex; multimeric ribonuclease P complex. The record is from RefSeq and is a predicted model, not a curated record. The transcript has 2 exons. Gene Ontology annotation, biological process: tRNA 5'-leader removal; tRNA 3'-end processing; endonucleolytic cleavage in ITS1 to separate SSU-rRNA from 5.8S rRNA and LSU-rRNA from tricistronic rRNA transcript (SSU-rRNA, 5.8S rRNA, LSU-rRNA). Gene Ontology annotation, molecular function: ribonuclease MRP activity; ribonuclease P activity.
AUGUUGGAAGGUGAUCUGCAGGAACAUUGUGGCGCCCUGUCCGAAUGGAUUGCCAUGGUUCAGAUGGCUUCUCCGCGAGUGUCUGGGGAAGAUGACGUCGAUCCAUACCUGAGUCGUUAUGCAGUUCCAGACGCAGAUGAAAUCCAGGCCCCCGAGGCCGCUGAUUUGAUGAGCUUAAAAUGGCAUGGUUUGAUAUCGUCCCGGUGGAUCAUGCAGCUGUUCCUCAAUCUACUGCAAACCAAGGUUAGUAAUCUAUCUUGGUUCGCGCUUUCCGUCGCUGCUCUGGGAAAAGAAGCCGUGGAAGGAAGGGACGGAUUUAUGGUUAUGGUCCUUCCUGAACAAUCCCAGGUGAACGGCGAGGGAACCACUGGACCGGGUGGUCGAAUGACUUUAUGUUGGGAGUUGAUGGGAGCAUCAGUGACUGAACCCUGA